AUCCUUCCGACCCUUCCAUGCUCUUUUACCUGCGGACGCGAUGUGCAGCGAGCAGAGCAUAGGGCGCAAGCGCCCGCCACUCAAGGCUGCGGUGUCCCGAUGCGAAAACGCAUCAUCGUCGGUCUUCUGAUGUGGGUCCUCGUGAGCGGCGACCGCCCCGGAGAGGAUAGGCAUGACGAGGACCACGUCCACGAGGAGCGCACGCUGGCGCACGCCAACUGCUACGGGCUGCCCGCCGAGCUGAUCGCCGGCGACGCCGAGUCCCUCCUCGCCCUGUUGCUGUCCGAGGAGGGUCGACGCGUCGCCAAGGAGUCCGCCCUGCGCACUCUGCUGGCGAACGCCACCAGUGAACGCGCCGCAGCUAUGCUUCAGCCUAUUGUCCAUUAUCGGUCUGUGAAGAACGUUCGCGGAAUCUCCAUCUGCGGCAACGCGUGGCUGGACUGGAUACCGUGGCUUCCCUGCCGGGUCCAGUCGCCGCCCCCGCGGCCCUACUUCGAAGACGAGGAGCGGGGAGGCGACGGGGAAGGACCGCUCUGCCGGCCGACGGAAGACUAACUUUUAAAAGUUGCUGAAAAUAUGUUUUCACGAAAUAAAUUGCUGAUGCUGGAAACAAUAACGAGGGUCUCAAUCAUUCUGCGCGCAAGUCCCGCGAAUAGCAUCUUGGCGAACAAGUUUGAAAAGACCGCCUCCUCCAUGUGUCGGCAAGCCCAAAACUUUUGACCCAACGUAACGC
This is a messenger RNA of Frankliniella occidentalis (western flower thrips), 733 nucleotides long. RefSeq lists its product as uncharacterized. Lineage: Eukaryota; Metazoa; Arthropoda; Insecta; Thysanoptera; Thripidae. The coding region runs from base 100 to 555 and encodes 151 amino acids. The transcript has 3 exons. The record is from RefSeq and is a predicted model, not a curated record.